This is a messenger RNA of Pipra filicauda (Wire-tailed manakin), 498 nucleotides long. RefSeq names its product transmembrane protein 212 (gene TMEM212). Lineage: Eukaryota; Metazoa; Chordata; Aves; Passeriformes; Pipridae. The record is from RefSeq and is a predicted model, not a curated record.
AUGGAGAUGGAGGGUUUGGACGCCAAUGUCCACCAGCCUGGCAGAGAAGAGCUCCUCUGUCUGCUGCCUUUGCCUGGGGAUGAGAUGUCGGGGCAAGACAGGCUGCAGAGCAGUAAACAGAAACUACAGAUACGGCUGAAAGAACCGGAACAUCUGAAGAUAAACAGAAUAGUGGUUGUGGUGCCAGAUUUUUUGUUUUCCUGGAAUUUUUGCUUCCCUCCCCUGUUUUUUUCUUAUAAGCCCUGGUCCUUUGGAUGGAGUUUUUGUCUCACCAGUCCCAUUUGGAAUGGAGGGGAGGCCAGUUUUGCCUUCAACAUCCUGAGCAUCACAGGCACCUCAGUGCAAUUUUCUGCUGCUGUUGCAUCUUUGCUCCUUGGCCCAUCCUGCUACUGCUGGCUGGCUGGGAUCACUGGGACCAGCUGCCUGGGUGCAGUUCUGUUCCCUUUCCCCUGUGCUGACUUCCCAAACCUCUGCAAAGACUCAUUGUGGUAUGAGUGA